Dibothriocephalus latus is the source of this 429-nucleotide messenger RNA. The record is from the annotation of a GenBank genome assembly. NCBI's taxonomy places the organism in Eukaryota, Metazoa, Platyhelminthes, Cestoda, Diphyllobothriidea, Diphyllobothriidae.
AUGUGGAGACUCAAGCUCGACAAGAAGGCGGCCUUUAUCUACGAUGUUCGUGAGUAUUUUAAGCAGAUUGAAAGCGAGGAAAAGCCACCACAAAACCUGACAGUACUGUUAACAGAUGUACGUUCAGCGAAGUUGAAGGUUGGGCUUGCAGAAGGCGAUACCGAGGGUGCCUAUGCUUACGCAGCUGUCCUGGAACCACUCAACGAAGUAAACACACUUGAAUAUGGUACUCAAAUAAGGAAAGUCCACAGCUCGCCAAAUUGGAGCCCCUCAUCCCUCCUGCCCUCAACAAAGUACCGCUUCCAUGGAUAUGCUUGCAAUUCGGGCAACCUGAGAUGUGCCGCAGCUGAACCAGUGACAUUCGAAACUAAGGAAAUGAGUAAGCUAGUAGGAAUUUCACGCGGCUCUUUUUCGGACGAAGUGACCUGA